Molecule: messenger RNA, 1904 nt
Organism: Pimephales promelas (fathead minnow)
Lineage: Eukaryota; Metazoa; Chordata; Actinopteri; Cypriniformes; Leuciscidae
Source: RefSeq, a predicted model, not a curated record
GGUAAUUCUCCUUCACUAGUGUCUGGAUAAAGAAAGACUAGGUCAGCCAUGUGGAUGCGUCUGUUGAACAGCUGAAGAGGAGGAGGAGGGGGUUCUACAGAAAGAGAGUGAGAUAGAAAGAGCGAACGUGCUGUGUGUGCAUAUGAAAGAAAGCGCGAGGAGAGAGCGAGGGAGCGCGUGAGUGUGAGCGCGCGCGUGUGUGAAAAAGGAAGCGGAGUCUGUAAACGCCGAACUCACUGAUUUCCUACCCUCCACAAACUCAAGCUUUUGGAGUUAUUACACAGCGAAAAGGAGGAGGGGGGACCGCAUACGUUCAGAAAACGAGUCCCCGGGCGGUCCGAAUGCGAAUAAAUUAGUAAAGCGAGGUCGUCUUUUGUUGAGGCAUUUGCCCCGUUUCUCCUCUGUAUGGACAGCGGCUUUCUCAGGAUAAAGUAUCUACGUGAUAGUGCUCAGCCCUCGGCUUCUUGGAUUUUGGCCCAGGCCGAGAAGCUCGGCUGGGUCAUUUUCAACGAACAGUCGUGGAAUUGUGUUUGAAGUUGUUUGCAGCAGCCCAAUAGGAACUUAGAUCAUAAUACUGGCGGCUCUUCUGAAACACUGGGGUUGUUGGUGUGGCCAAAUUUUCCCUGGAUUUGAUUGGUAAAUUCAGAAGACUGAAGCCCAGGCUCACAGUCUACCUUUCACGGAGGCCCAGCCGUGAGAGGACAGAAGAAGGCACGUGGCGAAUCAUGACUGCCGACAAAGAGAAGGACAAGGAGAGGGAGCGCGAGCGUGAUCGGGACCGGGACAGAGACCGCGAGAAGCGGGACAAAAUGCGAGAGUGCGAGAGCUCACGGCCCCGGCGAAGUUGCACACUGGAGGGCGGUGCUAAGAACUAUGCUGAGAGCGAACACAGUGAGGAUGACGAUAACGAGACGCCUGGGGCCGCCAACGCCGAGGAGGGCGGUAAGAAAAAUAAGAAGAAGCUGCCCAAGAAGAAGUCGCGCUAUGAGCGAAUGGAGAACGGCGAGAUUACUUCCUUCAUUACGGAGGAUGACAUUGUUUACAGACCCGGUGAUUGUGUGUACAUAGAGAGCCGACGGCCGAACACGCCCUACUUCAUCUGUAGCAUUCAGGACUUCAAGCUGAGUAAACGGGACCAUCUGUUAAUGAAUGUGAAAUGGUAUUACCGCCAGUCUGAGGUACCUGACUCCGUCUACCAGCACCUGGUGCAGGACCGCAACAAUGAGAACGACUCUGGUCGUGAGCUGGUUAUUACUGAUCCCGUGGUUAAGAGCAGAGAGCUUUUCAUCUCAGACUAUGUGGACACUUAUCAUGCUGCUGCCCUCAGGGGGAAAUGUAACAUUUCACACUUUUCUGACAUAUUUGCUGCCAGGGAGUUCAAAGCACGAAUCGACUCUUUCUUCUACAUCUUAGGAUAUAACCCAGAAACCAGGCGAUUAAACAGUACACAAGGGGAGAUUCGAGUCGGUCCCAGUCACCAGGCCAAGCUGCCAGAACUCCAGCCCUUUCCCUCUCCUGGAGGUCAGGCAGUGACAGAGAAUGAGGAGCUGGUUUGGAUGCCUGGGGUCAACGACUGUGACCUGCUCAUGUACCUGCGGGCAGCCAGGAGCAUGGCAGCAUUUGCAGGGAUGUGUGAUGGGGGGUCAACAGAAGACGGCUGCCUCGCCGCCUCACGAGACGACACUACACUUAACGCAUUAAACACUCUUCAUGAGAGCAGCUAUGAUGCCGGGAAAGCCCUGCAGCGGUUGGUGAAGAAGCCAGUGCCCAAGCUGAUCGAGAAGUGCUGGUCAGAAGACGAAGUGGUGAGUGAACGAGUUAACUUUCUUCAUUAUUUGGAGAGGGAAGGCCGGAUUUCGCUGCAUUGCUGGCUCUUUGUCGUCCGCUGAAAAGCACUCAGGAUU